Molecule: messenger RNA, 966 nt
Organism: Camellia sinensis
Lineage: Eukaryota; Viridiplantae; Streptophyta; Magnoliopsida; Ericales; Theaceae
Source: RefSeq, a predicted model, not a curated record
AUGAACAAGCUCACCGGUUCAAUCCCUUCUUCAAUUGGAAACUUAGGCAACUUAACCCUUUUGUACCUUUAUGACAACCAACUUUCCGAAUCAAUCCCUCAAGAAGUUGGGAUGCUGAGGUCUCUCAUUGAUCUCGAACUCUCAGGGAACAAUCUCACUGGUUCAAUCCCUGCAUCUAUAGGGAACUUAAGCAACUUAGCAAUGUUGUACCUUAAUUACAAUAGGCUUUUUGGAUCUAUUCCCUCAGUGUUCAACAAUCUUACACAUUUAACAGAGUUUAUCAUAGAUGAAAACAUGUUCAAUGGUCAUAUCCCAGAAGGCCUUUGCUUUAAUGGAUUGCUGGUUAAUUUUACAGCUAAUGAUAAUAAUCUCACAGGUCCCAUCCCAAAAAGCUUGAGAAAUUGCUCUAGCUUAUAUAGAGUUAGGCUUGACAGAAACCAAAUUUCGGGAAAUAUAUCAGAAGAUUUUGGCUUAUACCCAAGCUUGGAUUACAUUGAUUUGAGUCAUAACAAUUUUUAUGGUGAGCUAUCUAAGAACUGGGGAAAAUGCCACAAUUUAACUAGUCUCAAAAUGUCUAACAAUAAAAUUUCUGGUAGGAUACCAUCUGAAUUAGUAGGGGCAACUCAGCUAUCCAUUCUAGAUCUCUCUUCAAAUCAUCUAUUUGGAGAGAUCCCAUUGAAAUUGGGAAGGUUGGUUUCACUAUUCAACCUUAAGCUGGAUGAUAAUUAUCUAUUAGGCAAUAUUCCUCCAGAAUUAAGUAAGUUGUCCAAUUUAGAGAACCUUAACUUGGCAGCAAAUAAUCUAAGUGGCUCAAUCCCUAGAGCACUAGGAGAGUGCAAGAAACUUUGGAACUUGAAUUUGAGCAAUAAUAGAUUUGGGGAAAGCAUUCCUAUUGAAAUAGGCCAGAUUAACACUCUUCAAAGUCUUGAUCUUGGUAAUAACUUGCUAAUUGGUAAGAUACCAUAA